CGCGCCGGCGGCCGUGGCUCCGCGAGGCGAAGAGGCGACAGGUAAACGGCGGUAGAGCGGGCGGACGCGGCACGGAGAGGAGCGGUUCGCCAGGCGACCGGCGAGGGACGGGCCGCGGGGACGCCGGGCAAGGACAGAGGGCCGGACCUUCGUCCCCUGGGCCCACGAGCCGGCCGGCGCCCGCGACGUCCUCUGACCCUGGGCGCGUUCCGGAGACACAGGGAGUGAGAAAAGGCUGCCUGCUCCUGUCUGCACUGCCCUUCUUGAACUCUGGCUUCUUCCCUUCCCUUCUGACCCAGGACCUCUGCGGAAGAGACUUGGCUCCUACUUUCUACACUGAUUAAUCAAGAGUGAAAAAUCGGAAGAAAUGCAAGCAGGAAAAAGAAAUUAAACUAGGCCUGAGGAGCGAUGCAACAGGCAUGAUGGAGGUCGAGUCCUCCUACUCAGACUUCAUCUCCUGUGACCGGACAGGCCGUCGGAAUGCAGUCCCUGACAUCCAGGGUGACUCGGAGGCUGUGAGCGUGCGGAAGCUAGCUGGAGACAUGGGCGAGCUAGCACUUGAGGGGGCAGGAGGACAGGCAGAGGGAAGUGCCCCCAGCAAGGAGGCCGUCAGCCAGCCUGAGAGCAGUGCCACUAGCGCCUCAUCUUGAUUCCGCAAGAGAGACCUGCUGUACCCUCCUGGAACUGGAGCCCUGGCCCAGCCCUGCAGCCUCUUCUCUGAGCCCAUAGCCCAGGCUCGCCAGGCUGACUGAGAGCCUCAUGGGGGCUCUGUGGCCUCUACUCCAGCAAAGUCCUCUGCCCACACCACAGGCUCCACUGUCCUUCACCUCCCCACGGUGCCCAGGUACACUUUGAAGACACCUUCACCAUGACAUGUUAUUUAUUCAGCGAAGUGGGGCUUGAGCCAAGCGCUGGCCCCAGGUCAGCAGCCCUGACCUGGACAGGGACUGUCCGGGCACCACUCAUCCCUUCCAGCCAGCCAUGUUGGAGAGAUCUUCCUAGCCCUUUUUUAAAACCUCUUUUACAUUUUUUAAAAACAUAACCUUUUUCAGCAGAGAAGGGGAACUGACAAUCAAUUUUUCAGUUUUGGUUUUGGUUUUUGGUUUGUCUUGAAAGCCUUUUAAAGCAUAGUUGUAAUAAUCUAUGCAGCUCUAAGUUCCCUGUGGAGCCUCACAGAUCCAGUUUGGGGAAAGGAUUUGGACUCAAAACUAGCUGACCAAUUCUUUGUACCAAGAGACUGAUACAUAGGCCCAGGAAAUAAAUGCUGGUGGUUUGUG
Messenger RNA from Meriones unguiculatus (Mongolian gerbil), 1277 nucleotides. It is a transcript of the gene Pkig, whose product is annotated as cAMP-dependent protein kinase inhibitor gamma. Bases 420 to 650 code for a protein of 76 amino acids. Gene Ontology annotation, biological process: negative regulation of cAMP-dependent protein kinase activity. Lineage: Eukaryota; Metazoa; Chordata; Mammalia; Rodentia; Muridae. Gene Ontology annotation, cellular component: nucleus; cytoplasm. The transcript is spliced from 5 exons. The record is from RefSeq and is a predicted model, not a curated record. Gene Ontology annotation, molecular function: cAMP-dependent protein kinase inhibitor activity.